GAGGGAGGGCGGGAGAGAGCCGGCGCAGCGGCGGCCGCUGUCGCAGCGGAGAAGCCUGCCCGAGAAGCGGAGCCCCGCCUGCCGCCUAGCUCUGCAGCCUCAGGGACCCCGGGGCUCGGGGUUGCCACUGCCUCCUUUCAAUGAAGGGAUACGUGUGUUCUUCUAAACACCCUCUGCGACAGAAGAUUCUCAUCCUGUUUUUGACACUAUGGUUGUUCUCUUUAUUGAAACUUUUAAAUGUGAAAAGAUCCUACUUCUCUGGAAAAGGCAUUUACUUAGUCGAACGAUCUUUAAGCACUUCAUCUUACGUAAGAAACAGGUAUACUUUUGUCAGAGGUGAAUCCAGGUAUAAAAUUAACUGUUCCCAUAUUUAUGAGCAAGAACCAGUGGAAAUUGGCAAGACACUGGAGAUAAGGAGGAAGGACAUCAUUGAUUUAGAUGAUGAAGAUGUUGCAGAAAUGACCAGAGAUUGUAAGGUCUAUCAGGCCAUAAGAAGGUACCACCUGAAGCCUGUUUCAUUGGAAGAGCAAAGAUUCCCAAUAGCUUAUUCUUUGGUGGUUCACAAAGAUGCCAUCAUGGUUGAAAGGUUGAUCCAUGCAAUAUACAACAGUCACAAUGUUUAUUGUAUUCAUUAUGAUCAGAAAUCACCUAACACAUUCAAACUAGCCAUGGACAAUUUAGCCAGGUGCUUUUCCAACAUUUUCAUUGCUUCCAAAUUAGAGACAGUGGAAUAUGCUCACAUAUCCAGGCUCCAAGCUGAUUUUAAUUGCUUAUCUGACCUGCUGAAAUCCCACAUUCCAUGGAAGUAUGUUAUUAACCUGUGUGGACAAGAUUUUCCUUUAAAAUCAAAUUUUGAAUUAGUAACUGAGUUGAAGAAACUAAAUGGGGCAAAUAUGCUGGAGUCAGUGAAGCCAAGUAGCAGCAAAAAGGAAAGAUUCACUUAUCACCAUGAACUCAAAAUUGUGCCUUAUGACUACAUGCUAAUGCCUGUAAGGACAAAUAUUUCCAAGGAAGCUCCACCCCAUAACAUUGAGAUUUUUGUGGGUAGUGCUUAUUUUGUUUUAAGCCGAGCCUUUGUUAACUAUACUUUCAAUAACCCCCUCGCUAAGGACUUUUUUGAGUGGUCUAAAGAUACAUACUCCCCAGAUGAGCAUUUCUGGGCCACCAUGAUCCGAGUACCAGGAAUACCUGGGGAGAUUUCCAGAUCAGCACAAGAUGUCACGGAUCUACAAAGUAAAACCCGACUGGUCAAAUGGAAUUACCUGGAAGACCAUUUCUAUCCUCCCUGUACUGGCUCUCAUCUCCGUAGUGUAUGUAUCUAUGGGGCAGCCGAAUUAAGAUGGCUUAUGAAAUAUGGACACUGGUUUGCCAAUAAAUUUGACUCCAAGGUGGAUCCCAUUUUAAUAAAAUGUUUGGCUGAAAAACUUGAAGAACAACAGAGAGAAUGGGUCCAUUUAUCUUCAGAAAAAUUAUUUAUGUUUGGAAGUCCCACGUCUGCAUCACGAUAGAAAUAUUGUGAUGAUUGCUUUUAAUAAAGGCUCUUAAUAUAUGAAGACAUGUAACAUCAAUAUAAUCAUAUAAAUGUUAUUCUCCCAUGUUUUGAAAGAUGUCUGAUACAUGGGGAUGGAGAGAUUAUCAUAAGCUGGCAUAUAGUGGUAAUUUGCUUAUGUGUAUCACACCUUCGCAAUUCCACUGGAUGGAAUUUUGAUGACUUUCAAAAUAUUCAGGCAUCAAAAGGCAAGUUAUAAUAAUGAGGCAUAACAUGCCUUUGGGAAACUUCCCAUCGAAUUCCUGUGUGGUAGUGACCCUGAGACCUUCAUGGUAGUAUCUAAUUACUACAUUUUGAGUGAUCUAAAGAUAUAUACUAGUAAUUAGAUACUACUUAAGGAAGUUUGGCCAGAGCACACAAAAGGCAACAAUGCAUUUUGGAUGGUCUUUAAGUCUAGUAAUUAACAUUCCAUUUCUCUCUCAUCGCAUUGCCUAAUUUAAAAAAAAAAACUUUUAAAAGAGUAGGAGGGAGGACUGUCUACUACCUCAGAAGAGCUCAAAGAAAAGUCCAACUUCCUGCCAUGUCAUAGUCUGCAAGUAAUUUAGUGCACCUUAUAUUUAGAGUGCUUGAAGACACUGUUGAAGGCGCCUGAUGGCAUGUGUGGUGGUGAAACUCCCUGGGUAGAAUUGAAGUUCCAAGGUGUUCCUGGGAUUCUAUGCCCCACGUUACUUAGUGAUACCAUUGGAUGGCACAAUUUUUUUAUUCACAACUAUUUCUUUUAAACUUUCACUUUCAUCUGUUAAAUUAAGGGUUAUUUAAUGUUUUGAAGCAUUAACCUUGGGAAUCCAGGGCCAACGUGCAGUUUUGUUGAAUAGAUGCCUUCUGUGUUUCUGAUGUAACUCGUGGAACUGUCAUGCUAGAGUCACUGUGAAUUUUCUGCAAAAGAAGGUGUGGAAAAUGGUGACUUUCUAAAGUAAAUAACUCAAUGAUCAUUCUUAUCACGCCUAUGGCAGUUGUUCUAGAAUGUGAUACAGUGGAGCAAUGGAUUUGGCAUCAGAGGAUCCAGGUUCACAUCCUGGUGCUGCCAUUUAUACUUCCGUAUGACGUUGGGCAAACCACUUCACCUUCUGGACCUCAGUUUCCUCAGAUAUAAAAAUGGGAAGGAGGGAUUGGAUUCAAUGACUUCUAAGACCCACUCCAGCUCUAAAUCUAUGAUUUCCAAAAGAUAAGUUGGUAAAACUAUAGUAACUCUGUUUACCCCAUCUCUUAGUGUGACUACGAAAUGAAGAAAUGUUUUCCAAGUGAACAGUUAAAAUACCUGAAGUUCUUACAUCAUACUUCAGUGACCUGUGAUGAUACUAGUGUGGAUAGUUCCCCACCAGUGCAUCUUACAGGCUCUCCCAGCCAGGACUUAGUGUAUUAUUCAUGACAUCUGUCUCUUGGUGGUCAAUUCUCUGGUGAUAAACCUCUCUUGACUUUUCUAAGUUGGACUUAAGAUGGCGAGCACAAAGUCUGCUUUUCAGCUAUGGUCAAAGCUAAAUGAGGACCUUCCAGAGUUUGUCUUCUGUUCUCAUUGGUCUUUGAGAGCCCAGGGUCAGUGGACAACUGACUCGCUCCAUUUGGUAACAUCAGAGUCAAAUUAGAACUGGGGAUUUGGAGUCAUAGUGCUGAGAAUUUCUGCUCCUUGGAGCUGGUUAAUGGAGUUUUCAUUAAGAUAAGCAAUUAAGAUGCAAAUUAUUUUUUUGUAGCUGUGUUAGGGAAAGGAGGGAAAUGUGGAAGAGGAUACAAAGAUUGAGGAAAGGUUAGAGAGUCUUACCAACCUCCCCUUCCAAAGUUGCAGAAUUUAGGUCAAUGUUUUUGAGUGUUCUUAGUCCAAAGGCUGCCUCAGUAACUACCUACAGAGGUGGUUAUCUAUGCCAAAAAAACCUAGUUGGAUGAUUGUAUCAGAGAUACUUGAUUGUAUCAUUACAUGUAUGGUUAUUUUGGGGUUUUGUUCCAUAAUCAUCUGUGAAAUGCACUUUUUUUUUACGGGACAUGUUGCUUGCUGCUAUGUAAGAUGACAUCUCUCCCUCUCUUUUUUCCUCCAUUUUUUUUCUCCACAUUCCCUUCCCAGCAUUUUGACCAAAUAUAGCUCAUCCAAAGCCUCUGAUCCUAAAAAUCAGUCACCCUCUGAGAUACUUCAGUGAUUCUGCCAGAGGUUCCUUUUGUAAUUAAUUAGACUAACUUAAGUGGCCAAAGGCCUCUCUCAUCCCCAGAUCGUAUUGGCAAUCAGAAAUAGGUAGCUGUUGAGAUAAGGAUCAUGACAGUGGAGAAAGUGCUAGUCUUGAAGUCAGGACUAUCUGGAUUCAAAUUCUGCCUCGGACCAGCCGUGUGACCCUGGGCAAGGCCCAUAACCUCUCUGGGCCUCAGUUCUUUAUCUGUAAAAUGAGGUGGGAGAACUAGAUGGCCUCCAAAAUCACUUCCAGUUCUAAAUCUGCAAUCCAUAGCCUACACCAGUUUCUCUCCUCUUGAAGUAAACCUGUGCAUUGAGAAAUUCCAUUAUUGACCAAUCACUUUUGCCGCAUUCAAAUGGGAACACAAAGCCAUUCAUUCUAGCUCUAAUUCCAAUGAUCCUGUCGCUUAUUAAAUGCAAGGGACUGUGCUAGGCACAGGGAUAAAUAGUGCCUGGUCCCGACCCUUAAGGAGUUUAUAUAAUCUUAGAAGGAAGAUAAUAUCGACAUGUCCCUUUCUCCAGUUCUUUCUGCACAGGUUGUCAGAUUAAUCUUCCUAAUUCACAGCUCUGAUCGUAUCACACCACUGUUCAAAAACCCUUCUCUAGCUCCCUAUUGCCUACCAAGUAAAGUAGCUGCACUUUCUUAUUAAUCUUUUUUAUACAUCAGAUAAUCAGGUUGAAGAUGUCAUGUCUGGGAAGCUUGUGCAGUGAACUGAGUGCUGCACUCAAGACUAAGACAUACUCACUCUUUGUCAGUCUGUUCUUUCUGGCCUUUUGUGGUUACUCUCCUGUCAUUCAAGGAUACGGGUAAACCUGCAAAUACCUUCGUUUAACAGGUGCCCCACUCCCUCAUUCUUCAGAUGCUCCUUUAAACCUGACUUCUGUCAUGAAAUCUUUCCAUGUUUAUCUCUGUCCUGACAUUGCCCUUCCAAGGAUUAGUGAUGUGGAUCUUUUAAAUUAUCCUACGCAUAGUGUUUAUUGGAUUUUGACUGUAAGCUCUUUAAAGGUGAGAAGAGGAAUUUUGUGAUUGUAAAUGACUUCUGUAUGGUAUUAGAUAAUGUUAAUAAUGAAAGAUGCUACCGUCUAAUUUAUACGAUGUAAAUAAUACCAUGUUGCAAAAGCUUGGUGACAAAUGUCAAUGUUUACUGUUUUCAAUACUAUGAAUUGAAAUAAUUUCUAUAUAUGUGAAAUGGAAAGUGUCCUCCUGCUCCUCCAAAUGUGACAACAGAUGUAUAUUUUAACACAUUUCAUAAAAGUAACGUCAGGAAUUUUGAAAUUAUAAAGUGCUCUAUACAUGUAAAUGUACACAGUAUUAUAAUAUACCUGUUCAUAGAAAGUGUAACCACAGAGUGACUGGAAUUUUGUUUUGUUUUAGCAUUUUGACAGACUCAUUUCUACAUUCUGUCCUUGUAGGUUACCUUUUGAAAGAGCACAUCUUUUCAAUUAGAUGCAUUUUUAAUAUAUUGUUUGUGCAUUUUUGUAUUACACCACUGCUAAAUGUUAGUUUUCUGAUAUUUUAAAAU
Trichosurus vulpecula (common brushtail) is the source of this 5224-nucleotide messenger RNA. RefSeq names its product glucosaminyl (N-acetyl) transferase 4 (gene GCNT4). Gene Ontology annotation, molecular function: acetylglucosaminyltransferase activity. The transcript has 2 exons. The record is from RefSeq and is a predicted model, not a curated record. Bases 141 to 1508 code for a protein of 455 amino acids. Gene Ontology annotation, cellular component: membrane. NCBI's taxonomy places the organism in Eukaryota, Metazoa, Chordata, Mammalia, Diprotodontia, Phalangeridae.